Molecule: messenger RNA, 841 nt
Organism: Caenorhabditis elegans
Lineage: Eukaryota; Metazoa; Nematoda; Chromadorea; Rhabditida; Rhabditidae
Gene: T02E9.5
Exons: 4
Coding region: 19-423 (134 amino acids)
Source: RefSeq, marked reviewed
GCUUUCAUAUAUCACAAAAUGAAUUCCUGGAUCGUUUAUGCAAUUGCAAUCCUUGCUGUAUUUGUCUCUGCACAAUCCGACGAAGAUUGGGAUGCAACAGUCCGAGACAAGACGGAGUUCUGUGGAACCAUGGCUCAGUAUGCACCAACCGGAGAUAUCUACUGCUCACAAUUUGCAAUGUGCUGUGAUCAGCAAUUCGAUCCAAACAACGGAGAUAAAUGCAAAGUAAAAGAAUCUGAAUGUCAACCAACUGAUGAUGGACGCAGUGGAUUGGGAACUUGCAAAUACUCCAACUGCACAGAACUUAUCACAACAACCACAACCACAACGACCCCAGCUCCUCAAUAUGAAUCAAUCAAUGCAGCUUACCAAGCGGUUACCAUCAUUGCUCCACUCUUUGCUGCCUUGUACUGUGUGAUGUAAAUCGAGAAGAAGAUUUCCGCUUCUUCGAAUGUCUACGUCCACGUCUCCACCUAUCAGUUCAGGGAUCUUUCAAUUUCAUAUUAUUACCCUCAAACAUCUUCCUCUUCAUAGUUAUGUUGUGUAGCCUGAAUUCCCUUUUUUCUCCAAGCGUUUUCAGAUUCUCAAUGAUUUCGCAAUUUGUACGGUGAUGCUCUACGAUUAUUGGAGUUGUGACUCAAAAAAACAUUUUAAACAAGAAAAAAUUCAAAAAUUCAAAAAAAUACUCCGACCACCCAAAUAUCAAUGCUUUCAAAGAAAAUUUAUCAGUUUUGGUUGAUUUGAUUUUCCUCUUAUUUUAUGCAUUUUCACCUCAUCCUCUUUUUCAUGUAUUUCCUGUUUUUCUAUUUUAAGUAUGCCGAAAAUAAAAUCAAAAUAAAAA